CCAAUGGCUGUGAAUUUAAUCGUAGAACGCCUGGGCGAGGAAGAGAUCCCAUCCACCCCUUGCGAUCCCGUCACCUCGGUAACCGUGGUUUGGGACGAGCUGUUUACACGGAUGAAAUCUCUUACGUUUUGAAUCGUACCGCUUACACAGACAAGCACUCGCACAUUACAUUCUGAUUGAGUGUCAAUAACAACGCGGUGUACAAUUGUCAUGUAAUCGCGUGACAACACGUUAUCUUCGUUGUAGUGCCGUAUGGACCAGUUGACGAGGUUCACCGAAUUGUCACUCUUGCUGUCGUCUGAUAAGAAUUGUUAUAAAAGCUACGGACCUUGGACUCCGUAUCUUUUGCAAACUCCCCCUCCACAAACGUGUUCCGUAUUAUCGUCUAAAUUGUCACCGAAAAUGGACUCGCGAACUUCAUCGUUGUCCCCAGUGAUCGACCCCGAUGAUUCGAGAUCACCUCCUAGGUCACCAAACUCACCAACCCGUUCGUCGAAACCUUCGGUUCAAACGCUUUUGAACAACGACGAACAUAGCAUAUGUCACAAUAAGUCUUCCAGCGUGACUAAAUCACCAGUACAUCCAUCACCAAUCUCUGAUGACCGACGACAUAUAUUAAUUACAGAUUUUAAAAAAUCUAAAGAUGAUAUAUCUGAUGAUUUUCAUCAACAUUUUGAUGAGACAAAAAAUAAUAAGCAAUCGAAUAAUUCGUCCAAUAAACAAAGGCGAAGUAGAACUAAUUUUACUCUAGAGCAGCUCAAUGAACUAGAAAGACUUUUUGAUGAAACCCAUUAUCCCGACGCUUUUAUGAGAGAAGAAUUAAGUCAACGUUUGGGUUUAAGUGAAGCCAGAGUACAGGUAUGGUUUCAAAAUAGAAGAGCAAAAUGUAGAAAACACGAAAGUCAAAUUCACAAAGGUCUGAUGAUGCAUCAAAAUGUUUCUACUCCGUUAGAACCAUGCCGUGUAGCACCUUAUGUGAACGUACCUAGACUACCACAAAUUCAGUUCAACUCUACGGCUGCUGCUGCAUUCUCAGCAUUCGACCCUGCUAUAUUAAAUGCAGCACAACAGUUGCACUAUGCAGUCACUAUGGGCCGAAGUGUACUUUGUCCAGCACCAUAUCCCCAAGGAAGUCUUAGUUUAGCCACUCUAGCAGCAUUACACCAAGAUAGAUUAUUAACUAAGAAUUCAAGUAUUGCUGACUUAAGGUUAAAAGCAAAAAAACACGCUGAAGCCAUAAGUAGGGAUCAGGAAACUGUUUGAUUUUACAGUCAAUGCGUUUAUGAAUUUAUGCAUCUGGAACAGUAUAUUUGAUAACGAUGGUUAUCAGAUAUACUGUUUCGGUAAUUACUGCAGUAUUGAAUUUGAUAUACACAUGUUAACGAGGAUUUUGUAAAUAUCUAUUACAAUAAUGAUC
Daktulosphaira vitifoliae (grape phylloxera) is the source of this 1417-nucleotide messenger RNA. RefSeq names its product short stature homeobox protein 2-like. The record is from RefSeq and is a predicted model, not a curated record. Gene Ontology annotation, biological process: regulation of transcription by RNA polymerase II. The coding region runs from base 253 to 1263 and encodes 336 amino acids. Lineage: Eukaryota; Metazoa; Arthropoda; Insecta; Hemiptera; Phylloxeridae. The transcript has 6 exons. Gene Ontology annotation, molecular function: DNA-binding transcription factor activity, RNA polymerase II-specific; sequence-specific double-stranded DNA binding. Gene Ontology annotation, cellular component: nucleus.